Messenger RNA from Phaedon cochleariae (mustard beetle), 459 nucleotides. The record is from the annotation of a GenBank genome assembly. NCBI's taxonomy places the organism in Eukaryota, Metazoa, Arthropoda, Insecta, Coleoptera, Chrysomelidae.
AUGAAGAGCGCAGUUCAGAAAACGCAAGUGUCAGAAAGCAGAAAAAUCAGGAAGCCCCUGAUGGAGAAAAAAAGACGAGCAAGAAUAAAUGACAGUUUGGAAACGCUAAAGCAGAUUCUCCUCGAAUCGAAGACGACAUUGAAAGAUUCGAAAACUGGCCACAAGACAGCAAAGUUGGAAAAGGCUGACAUCCUGGAGCUGACAGUGAGGUAUCUUCAACAGUUGCAUGGAAAAGUGUCGGAAAAUCGGGUGGAAAGUUCAACGGGAAAGGAAACCGUGGCAAUACGACCAGCUGAUAGCAGCUCCUGUGAUGACAAUUUCAAGACGGGUUUCACUCUUCUACCCACCAAACUACAGAGCGGCCAAAUAGUUUAUUUCCUCCCGAAGAAUUUUCCAGUGAUAUCGAAAACCGAUGACAAGUGUUCGGAAAAUAAGGAAAACGUUUGGAGACCAUGGUGA